Molecule: messenger RNA, 11343 nt
Organism: Argiope bruennichi
Lineage: Eukaryota; Metazoa; Arthropoda; Arachnida; Araneae; Araneidae
Gene: ash1
Product: histone-lysine N-methyltransferase ash1-like
Exons: 26
Coding region: 193-9810 (3205 amino acids)
Cellular component (GO): nucleus
Molecular function (GO): protein binding; histone methyltransferase activity; chromatin binding
Source: RefSeq, a predicted model, not a curated record
UGAUUGGUAGUGCAGUUGUUUUUAUUAUGAAAUUCAAUCCCACGAUUAAUAAACAUUUUAAUAAAAACUAAUAAAAUUAAUGCAAUAUUAUCAUAAAAAUUCAAGGAUUCAUGAUGUGGGCUUCCAGCAUGGUUGCUAAAGUGAGGAAGCUCAUCAAAGAAGUUGCUUAGAAAUGAGUAGGAAUGUGUGAAGAUGGCGCAGAGCCUCUUGACUCAGCGUGGUGUGGAGUACGGCUCCACGAUGCGGACACUCCAGGCGACUAAAAAGCAUCUAUCAAAGAAAUGGCGCUCCAGGAGCUGUAGCGAGUCAAGCAGUGAUGAAAGCUACAGCAGUACCAGUGACUCGGAGGUGGAAUCAAGCCAGAGUUCUGCAACAGCUGAGAGAGAAUUCUCGAUUGUCAAGGAGAGCAACUUUGCCAAUGGUCCUCUCAAGUUGAAGAUAGCUGCUCGAAGGGUGAAGAAAGAUGUGGGAAAUAGUGCAUAUGAUCAGGAGGACGAUUCCAUUGAUUCGCCUCCUUUGGAGAGCGAUUCUGAACAAGUACCUGUUGUUGGCACAAGUGCAGCACGAGUUGUGACAUGUGUGGGAGAAUCAAAUAACAGAAAACAGCACUGUAAAAGGAAAAUAGAAAAGAAACGAUGCCUCCAGACUAAAGAUCCUAGAGUUUCUUGUGGUGGACAGUACUCUGCUUGUAAAGGUCCCAGGGCAUCUCGUCGCUGCAGUACAAGUGGUAGUUCUAGUUCUUCCAGUUCAAGCAGCAGUUCUACUGGCUCCUCUGGUAGCAGCAGUAGUGGUAGUAGCAGCGGGAGUAGUACGAGCUGCAGUAGUAGUGGAAGUAGUUCCAGUGGCUCCAGCAGUUCAUCGGGCAGCUCAAGCAGCAGCAGUAGCUCCAGCUGCAGUUCUUCUGAAAGUGAGAGCUGCUGCAGCAUUUCCAAAUAUGGCCAUUGCCGAAGGAGGAAGAGUACUAAAUUGAGGAAGGCGUCCACCAAGUGCCAAUUAAAUUGUAAGACAUCUCGUGAAUGCUCUGAGUCGUCCAGAGACUCUUUUUCUAAUUCAGGCCUGCCAUCGGAGAAAUCGAGCAUGAGCAAAAGAGUAAUUGGUGACUGUGCCCGCAAUAAAAAGUUGCAGGUUGGAGAAAUUGACUAUUUUACCAUCUCAUCCUCUGAUGAAACUGCAUCCAUAGAGGCUGAUAAAAAUAACAGCCUCCAGGAAUGUUUCAGCAUGUGGAGAAAGGUGGAGGAAGAACAUUGCGCUAUCAUUGAGGACAGUGUGUUUAAAAAUGAGAGUAGCUCGGACUUACACAUGCAAGUUUUGAGUGUUACUAACGCAGAAGUGGAGUGCAACAUCAAUAUCCCAAGCAAAGUUGGACUACAUGAUGAGAAGCAUUUAGUUGUUGUAAAUAAUGAAAAUUGUAAAAAUCAAAACAAUGUAGAAUGUAACUUUAAUUUUUUGUGCAUGGAUCAAGUGCCAUCACAACAUAUUGUGCCUAGCACAAGUCUGGACUUGGAUGCAUUACCCAGCUCUUUGUCUAAUGUGUCACCAGAUAGUGGUAUUCAGUCAUCAGGCGAUUCUCCUCUUAGGAUAGAGUGUGAAUUGCCGCCACCAACUUCACAAAAUCUCUCAACUGAUAAUCAAACUUCGGCCAGUAUCAUGCCAUCUGAUUAUUUUAAUAGGACUGAUGUGUCAGAAACAUCUCGGUUACAUGAAACUCAUACUAAACAUGUGCCCCCCACCCCUUCACCUCCAGUUUUGACACCGCCUGAACCAUUAUGGACAAGUAAUGAUUCCCAACCCCACACAGAAAAACGAAAAAGUUCAGAUGACCAUCCUGCUCCUCUUUUGGUGCAAGAAGAUGUGCAAAGAAAGUUUAAAACUUCCAUUGGCACCAAAGUGGAGUCUAUGCUGUCAGAUUAUAAAAGAAUGGAAUUUAAUAGCACAAAGGAAUUGAUAGCUGAUGCAAUGACUAACACUGUUAACAUGGGAAGCAACCAUAAAAUGAACCCUUUGUCAUUAAAUGCAAGCGUUUCUGAGUUUUCUAAUGAUGACAAAAUUUCCAGUUGUGAUUCUUUUUCACAGAGUUCAUUGCAUAUGAUGUUUACCGAGCAACCAAUAGUUGGACAAAAAACAGAAUCUGCUGUUUUCCCCUUGAAUCCUACACCAUCCAUAUUACCAUCAUCUGAAACCAGACGUCGCCGAAACAGAUUUGUGAGGCGCAACACCGACACCAAUUCCAAAGCUGACAAUGAAUUGCAGCUUCUUGUUCAAAGUGUUCAAGAUUCCAUCAGUUCUCAGUUUCAAGGUGUGGAAUCUGAUGAACUGAGUGAUGUGGAUGUGAAUAGCAUUCCUGUCACAGCUCUGACAUGUGACACCACAAGUGAUAGCUUCUGUGAUAAACUCUCAAACGAAGACAAUAUUGAUAUGCUUCUGGAUGAUAGAACAUGCAUGCAGGAGGAUCAAAAGCUUAAUAAAACUAUAGAUUCUGCCAAAGAUGUUGUCUGUUGCAAUGACCAGUACGUUGCAAAAGACGAGAAACAAAUUGUACUUUCGGAUUCUGGUAGUACAAAAAAUUCUGACGAAGAUUCUUCAUAUCUUACUAAUGCCCAUGCCAUACAGCAGCUUAAUUCUGAAUUAUAUGAUUCAAAUAGUAUCUCCUCUGUUAAAAACUGUGAGGAAAAUGAGGCAGAUAAAACCACUUCUGAUAUUCAUAUAAAUUCUCCCGAAGCCUUAAAACCAAGAGACACAGAAUCAGAUUCUGAGUUAUUACCUGUACCUGAAAAAGUCUCUGAAGUACCCAUUGCUCAUUCUCCUAGUACUCAGUGCAAUAAUAAUGAAUCAGAAGUACCAGAUAAAAUUCCUGAGGAGGUUUAUAAAGAUCUCGAGAAAAGUGGCCAAAAUUACAAAUAUGAUUUAUUUACUGAAAAUGAGAAUGAAAAAUUUCAAACCGAUGAUAACAUUGAGCCUGUUGUCAGUGAGCCAAGAGAGAAAGUGAAAGAAAGUAAAAGGAAGUCUGGAAAAAGAGGAAGACGUAAAACAAAAGUUAAAAAUUGUAGGUCAUUAAAUGAAGAAGCCAAUAUUAAAAUAGAAGCCAGUAAAUCAUUAAAUGAAGAAACCAAUAUUGAGGAAAAUACCAUUAUACCUACUUCUCCAGCAGUUACUGCAGUGAAGAAGCAAGCACAUCAAAGUGUCAUGGCUGAAUCUGAUUGUGUUUCUUCUGUCUUUGAAGAGAUUAGCUGUGGAAAGACUGUGAGUAAGAAGAGUGCUUCAGAAGUUGCAAAGAAUAUUGCCUCAAAAAACUACAGUAUAAGUGAAAAUAUCCAGGAUUAUGAAGAACUUCUUGAAAUACCUGUGAUUGUGACAGAUGAUAAGGAUGUACCAGAUACUGUGAAUGAUGAGGAAACACUCAUUAAACAACCAGAACCACCUGUAGAUAUGAACCGUUCUAAAUCUCCAAACCUUUCACCAAAAACCUCAUCUCAAAAAGCUCAAAGAAGCUCAAAGAGAAACAGUACUCCAAAAUCUUCAAAAAAGAAAAGCAGCAAAAAGGCAAAACAGAAUUCUACUCUUGAAUCCAAGUCCAAUGAAGCUAAGGUUGAAAAAAUAAAGGAAGUUAAGGACAUAGAUAUGAUGUUCAAUGAUGGAACUGAUAAAAACAAAGUUUUAAAUGCUGAGGACUCAUCAAAAAUAUUGAAAGAAGAAACAGGAAAAAAUGACAUCAAUUCCGACCAUACAGUAGUAUAUGAUGAUCUAUCUUCUCAAUCUAGUCAUUUACUCAAAGAGAAAACAUCUCUUCCUGGUUCAUCUGAUAAUGCCAGAAUUGAUAAUCAUUCCUCUAAAGAUGAUUCUUUUCUAACUAAUGAUAUAGAUGAAACAGAUAUGAGUAGUUUUAUUGAAGAAAAGGAAAGAACACCCCCUAAGAGAAGAGGUAGGAAGAGUAAGAAAAAGUCUCCGAGUAAAGAGCAAAACCUUGGUAAUAAAACUAAAACACAAGAGAUUGAAAUUAAUUCUUCAAUAGAGACUGUGACACCUGUAUUAGCUAAUGAUCAAGUAGAAGAAACAAUCUCAGUUGAGUCGGACAAAAUUAAGGAUGCCGAAACUGAUAAAGUAAUAAGUACACAUAGUGAAAAGAAGCAGAAAAAUAAAGUUUCAAAAGCACAAAAUCUAAAUAAUGUAGAAAUGAUAAAUGCACAUAUACCAAAUUUGAAAGUGGAUGACUUAUCAGAACUUGACACUUCUGAAGUGUCUACAAAGAAAGGCAGGCCAGUCAGGAGUAAAGGCAAGAAGGAUUCUAGUUAUAUGAAUGUUGAUGCAAUUAUUGAAGAAGUUGCUAAUUCAAGUGCGCACAAAGGUAAGGAAAUGCGCUCAUCUUCUACUGAAGCAAUAAAAAAAUUAGAUAGUUCUAUUUCUCCGUGUAAUAAAAGUGAAUUAAUUUCAUCGGAAGCAGUUCUUAAAACCCCACCGAAGCGAAAAACCAAAAAACGAAAUUCAGCAUGUGAAGUUGCCAAUAAAAUACUGAAUUCUACAGAAUUAAUAUCGGACGCUUCACCAACCGUGAAGUCGAAGACUCUGGUUUCUAAACAAAAUCAAUCAGUUUGUAAGCAGUCAAAACCCAAAAAGACCAAUAAAGAAACAAGUGAGGUACCCAAUGAAGAACAGCAAUCAGGCUCUACACUUUUGACAACUGUAAACAGUGUUGUAGAAACGUCAUCGCCUGUUACUAAUGUUGCAGAUGUAUCUAAAAAACGAAAAUCUCGUCCUUCAAAAUUGAAAACAGUAACAGAAUCUGAUACUUUGGUAUUGCCAACAGACUAUAAGAAUGGUGAAAGCUUACCCAUAACAACAAAGAAAAGUAAGAAAAAGUCCAUAAGCUUGAAUAAGAAAGAAUUCUCUCUCAAUGAAUCUCCAAACAAGUGUCUGGAGAAGAAUUCAGCAUCAAGUAAGUUAAUUUCUUCUGAAGUAACUUCACCCGAUAAAGAGAAGAGGGGAGAAUCAAAUAAAAAAUCGAACCUCAAAACUGCUGGUGAUUCUUUAUUGAAAAAAGUAUCAGCUAAUAAUGUUCCUUCUUUAGAAUCUGCCGGUAAAUGCUGCAAAGUAUCCAAAUCUCCUAGUAAAAAGUCACCAAAAGACGAUUCACAUUGUAAAAGUAAAAGCAAAAAAAUAAAAGAAGACUUUUCUCAUUCAAAUAAAGUGAAGCAAUACAGCCCGACUGAUAAGUCAUUGAAAACAUCUCCAAAUAGUGAAAAAUUAUCUUAUAUUGAGACCAAAGAAUCUGUUCGUGAAAACUUAAUAGACAACACUCAUUUUCUUCCAAAGUCCAGUAAAAAGGAAGUAAAAAAGACUAAAAUCGAGGAAGAGAAAGAGAACUUUGGAAUCAGAAAGGCUGAUAAAAUGUCUUCUAGCAAGCAAAAGAGCAAGGUAACAAAAGAAGGCAAGUCAUCGUCUGUUAAAGUUCUUGCAGAAGACACCAAAAAAGGCUUAGUUUCUCUUGAUACUUCUGGUGAGAUGGAGCUUCCUCAGCGAGAAUCAGAAAGAGAUGAUGCUUUGUCAUCUCUUUCACAUAAUGAAGAAGCUGCAGAUGCUUACUCCGAUGCUUGUGGAUCCAGUGGUUUGGACAGACAUUCUUCUAUGGAAAUAAAACCUCUUAAGAAGAAAAAGUACUUGAAAGCUAAAUAUGCCGAUGAUCCAAAUUUCAUUGCUGAUUUAGAUGAAUUGGCGAAACUUCUGAGGUCUUGCUAUAUUACCAAGAAACAUGCCAAAUCAAAAGAAUCUAUGAAUGACUUAUUACUGCCUUCUAUUUUUCAACUUCGUCAGUAUAUCAAAGGGAAAAAUGACAAAGUGUCUCGCUUCAUGCAGGCUAUAAAAAACAAAGGGCCGAAAGCCAAAGCACCUGUUGUUAAGAAAAAGCCAAAGAGAUUGUGCAAAGCAAAAGCCACCUCCAAAGCAUUGCCAAAUCAGAAGUCCAAAACUUCUGUAAAUGAAAACUGUCUUCCACUCAAGAAACGUCGAUGUCAUGUUCAAUCAAAUCAAGUUCAAGCUCCAAAACCUGCCAAUCAUGAGGCUCCUGUGCAAAAACAGUCUCUUGUAAAGAGAAUAGCUAAUUCAUUUGAUGAGACAAUCGAAGAAUGUAUCCGUAAGCAUAUGAUGGGUGGUUUAGCACCAAGUGAAAAACCUCCAGUAGUAUCAAGUACAAAAUCAAAAAAUAAAUCGCAAAACAAAUCAAAUAUAGCCAUUGAUCUACUUAACAAAACUUAUGACUCGUAUAAUGAAACUAUAGACAAUUGUGUGAAAAAUUUUGUUCCUAUCUUCGAAGAUGACAAUUUACCAAAGGAUGAUGCCUCUAAGAAGGUUGACGACGAUGCUGAAGAUGUGCCCCUUGCAUCAUUAGUGAAAAACAAAACACUGACAAAACCAGCUCCUAAGAGAAAAGUAACAGAUGCAGUUGUUGCAUACAGGCAAAAACGCAAGCGACUUGUUAAGGAGGCAAUAAUGCAGGCUCAGAAACCAGCUAAAGAGGUAACUUCACCUGAAGUCGUCGUUAAUGGUCAGAAAAAGAAAAGGAGGUUCAAUAAAACUGGGUUUGUUAGGGUUAAAAAGAAAAAAGCUAAGCCUGUUGUUAAUGGAAGUGUUGAAGUUCUUGAUGUGGCACCUGCAACAAAUGGUGAAGUUAUUGAUCUUACAUCAGAGGAUGCUAUGAUGGACUCUAUUGAAAGUGUGGUAAAAGCAGGAAAUGUCGAUUCUGAAUCCUCAAGGUCUAGGAGGAAAAGGAAAAAUGUGGCCCAGAAAUGCGAAAUAGAAGUUCUAGAUUUGACUAGUGGUAAUGAUGACAAUGAUAUCGAAUGUUUGGAUUCUAAAAAGCUAAAGCUUUCUGAUGAAGAAGAUGAAUUAGAACCAAAGUAUCAGCAAAUAAUUCCUGUAACAGAGCCAUCUUCUGGUAGGAGAUCCAUCCCCAGUGAUCCUAGGAAAUCUCGACGCAAAGAAGUACAUUUUCCUAAAAAGAAAUUUCUGAGAGCUGGCCUUUACUCUGCAUUUUACAAGCAAGAUUCCUCUAUUGCCAAAAAGAGUAGCAGUAGCAGCAAAAAGUCAAGAUCAAGAGAAGUAAAAGAAUAUGUUCCUGAAGAUCACGAAUUUGGGUUGAUGCCUCCUCCUAUACAUGUUGGCAGGUACCUUCGAGAGAAACGUUCCGAGUAUAAGUUACCUUUUGACCUAUGGUGGCUGUAUAAGAAUAAACAGCUGGUCUAUAAUGAUGAAUUAGCAAAUAAUUACAAGAAAAUAAGAACAAAUGUCUAUGUGGACAUUAAGCCCGAUUCCAAGAAUGAAGACCAACAUCAACCUUGCAUGUGCAAUCCUCCAAGAGAUAGCAGACGGAAGGGUUGUGGCAUGGAAUGCUUGAACAGAAUGAUGUAUGUUGAGUGCAUACCACAGCUUUGUCCUUGCAAAGAUCUAUGUUCCAACCAGAGAUUUUCUAAGCAUGAGUGGAGUCCUGGGCUGGAACGUUUCAUGACGAAGGAUCGUGGAUGGGGAAUACGUACUACAGAAUUUAUCAGAAGUGGUGAAUUCAUUUUGGAGUAUGUUGGUGAAGUGGUCAGUGACACAGAGUUCCGACAUCGCAUGGCUGAACGUUACCGUAACGAUCAGCAUCACUAUUGUCUGAGUUUGGACUCGGGAACGGUCAUUGAUGGCUACCGCAUGGCCGGUGAAGGCCGAUUUGUGAAUCAUUCAUGUGAACCUAAUUGUGAAAUGCAAAAAUGGUAUGUGAAUGGCCACUAUAGAGUUGGAUUAUUUGCUCUACGUGAUAUUUUCCCAAAUACAGAACUCUGUUAUGAUUACAAUUUCAUUAAUUAUAAUCUUGAAACCCAGCAAUUAUGUCGCUGUGGCAGUUCCAAAUGCCGUGGUUUUAUUGGUGGCCGUUCCCAAAGGCUGAAUGGACAAGCCAAGGAGAAAAUAAGGCAGGUGAAACAGAGUAAGGCCAUUGUAGAUUCGAAGAAGGGUCCUGGAAGGCCAAAGAAGAGGAAAGAUGAAAGACCUGUAGAGAUACAGAAAGAACAUAUCAAAAACGAGUACCUUCCAUAUAAUCGUCAGUCCUUCACCAUUCAGAUGAAGCCUAUGUCUCAUCAACAACGGUGUUAUGUACAAAAGCAUCACUGCUUUCUGCUCAGGAAUUAUGAGAAAGUGAAGAAAGCUAAAGACCAAGCGAGAGUAGCAGCAGAAAAGGAGGCUGAAAGAGAAAAUGAGCUCAACAAUCAAGAUGCAUUUCAUGCUCAAUUCACUGCCUUGAAUACAUCGAGAUCUGUUAAAACAAGAAGAUUAGCAAAUGCUGAGGAGAAUACAGAAUUAGCCAAAACUGCCAAAUUAGCUCAAGUUUUCAAGGAUAUUUUUACUGCAGUUACUUCUUGUAAAGGUGAAGAUGGUGCAACUUUAUCCAGUCCUUUCUUCCAGCUGCCCUCUAAAAGAAAGAAUUCUGAUUAUUAUAACAAGAUCAAGUUUCCUAUAGAUUUUUCUACGAUAGAGAAAAAUAUAAUCACUGGCCAGUAUAAAAGUGUUGAUGCUUUUGAAGAUGAUUUCCUGAGGUUGUUUGAGAAUGCAGAAGAUUAUUAUGGAAGGACUUCUGAUUUGGGCCACAAGAUUUCCCUCCUUCGGAAAGUCUAUGAUGGUGCUAAAACUGAUGCUAUGAUCCUAUUUGAAGACAUUUUGGGGGAUUCAUUUUCAUCAGUGUUUGCCUCAAAAGCUGAUGAGAAUAAAACUGAGGAAGAUGAUGAAGUCAUUCGAUGUAUCUGCAAUAUUUAUAAGGAUGAAGGCUUGAUGAUUCAAUGCGAAAAGUGCUUUGUGUGGCAGCAUUGUGACUGUGUAGGUGUUGAUGGCAAAGUGGAGAAAUAUCUCUGUGAACAGUGCAGUGGUAUUGAAUUAUCAAAGGAAAUUCUUAUGGUUCCCCGUCCUCAUUAUGCCAAUCCUGAGUGCCAAUACUAUUUAACAAUGCUCCUGGGAGACUUACAAAUCAAAAUAGGUGACUGUGUGUACCUUCGUCGAGAUGAUGCACCUCAAGCCACUAGUGAUGGUGUACAGGGUCAGAUUGUAGCCCAAGGUAUGGAGAGCAGUGAUGCAGCUACAAGAGAUAGCCUGCGAAGUAAAAAGAAUCAACUUCUGGAUAUUUUCAGAGUGGAAAGGCUAUGGAAGGAUGACCAAAAUAACAAAUUUGCUUUUGGUCAUCAUUAUUUGCGUCCACAUGAAACUUAUCAUGAGCCAACCAGGAAAUUCUUUUCAAAUGAGGUUUUUCGAGUUCCUCUCUAUGAAAUUAUUUCCUUGGAGUCCGUUGUCAGUCUCUGUUGUGUCCUUGAUCUCUCAACCUAUUGUAAAGGAAGACCAAAGGGUUUUAAGGAAGAGGACACUUAUAUUUGUGAAUAUCGUGUAGAUAAAACUGCUCAUCUUUUUUACAAAAUAUCAAAAAUCAAGUAUCCUGUAUGCACAAAGAAAUAUGCAUUUGAACAUUUUGAAAAACGCCGAAAUCCUAAAAGAACAUUCUUGCCUCAUACUGUUCCUUCUGAGUAUCGCAAGAAAGGAGACAAGGGAACUCUCUCCAACAGGAAAAGCUCAAAAGCUGACGGGAAUCAAAAAGACGAGAAAAGAAAACGAGGAGCCUCCAAAGACAUCGACACACGGUUGGAGGAAAGCCCGGAAAGUCGUGAGCAGAAGAGGACACGGCUGAACGAACUCCUUCUAAAACUCCUGAGUGCCAUGCCCUGCAAACAGACUGUGGACCUUUCCUAUCUUCUGGAAGGUGGGUUAGGGAAGAGAAUUCGCCGGAAGGCCAUUCUGAGCUGAAAACAGUAGUUCGCCUCUGGGCGAACUUUUAAUCUUUUGAGAUCUGACGGUUAUCGUGAUAUGUACAGGCAGUUGGUGAUUUUCUCCAAUGUUUUUAAAUGUAUCACAUCCAUGCCGUUGGCCGGUCGAUCCUCAAAGGUAUGCACUCUCGGUCAGCAAGUCGAAGAGGUGAUGAGAUGUUGCGUUGGACAUCUGCAUGAAGUCUGUGACAAGAGAAUGGGAAAAACAAAAGCAAAGAUUCUUCUCUGCCUGUUUUAACCUAUAGUUUAAAAGUAGAAAUAGUGUGUGGGUUAUAUUUCUAUUGAAAUGCAUGUACUCUAUGUAUUUCAGGUCUGUGAUUUUUUUGCAGAUCUGUUAAGUUAUGAAAAUGUUAUUUUAACUUCAGUUACCUGUUGCCAAAAAAUUUUUUUAACUAUAGUUUGACAAAAGCUAUUAAUGAUAUUUUUUUAAAUUUGUGCAAGUUUGAUUGGAAUUAUUCUUGUAAUAAGUGGCAUUCUUUUAUUAAGACUCUUGUUGGCAGAAAUAUUUUCAAGUAGAAUUUUAUAUAUUUUUAUAUAAAUUUUAACUCAAAAUAUAAAUUACUUAUAAGUGACUUAAUACCUUGUUUGAAUCGAAUUGUCGAAUCGAACAAAAAUGUUUUUUAAUAUUAUUUGUUAGAGAAGCUUUUAGAAAGCUUUUAUUGACAAUAAGCCAUUUAAUUUUGACUGUAAUAGGUACUUAUGUCUGUUGUAAGAGGGUGUGGCUCAUGAUUCCUUUAUUAAUCAUCAAAGUAAAGGUCUUGCUUUACUAGCAGAUUGGAAGAAUCUAUUUAAAAAGCAAGCAGGUGACUUCUUUAUUCAUAUGAAAUUGAUAGCAUCUGGUUCAGGUUUGAAGAAUGAAUAGAUUUCAAAAGUGUAAUAAUGGUUAUGAAAAUUUAUCUGCAGUCUGAACAAAGUUGCAGUAAAUGGGAAGUACCUGCUUUUUUUUUAUAACAGUUUUUUCCUUUAUUAAUUUGAUAAGUUAUUUACAGAGAGGGGGUUUGCAAAUAAGGGGCAAAAUUUUUUUAAAGAAUUCUGAAUAGAGAAGUAUAGUUAUAACUUUUGAAUGCGAAAGUUUACAUUUCUGUUCUUGUAAUUAUGAUGACCAGUUAGUGCUUAUACUCUGCCAUGCAUACCUUAUGGAUCGACAUGCUUUGUAUUGGUGGAAAUGAAGUGGCACUGUUGUAGAUUUUGACCAUCUGGAGGCAUCCAUUCAUCUGCUCGUAACACAAUCAUUGACAUUUCUGUGUUCGUUUCAUGUCUUGUGUUGGAGCAUUUGCCAUCAGUUUCAUGAGUGGUAGUGUUAAAUUAUUCAUGUUGCAUUUAGAAAAGUUUCCCUUUUUUUUUUUUUUUUUUUUUUUUGUAUGAUUUGUUUACGUUAUGUUCUGCACAUAGACUUUUAUGAUGAAAAUUUUUUAUAUUGUAUAUAGAGAUUUUUAAUCAGACAUUUUUAUUUUAAGGAGUAGUUUCUCCCUCCUUUUUUUUUUUUUCGUCUGCAUGGGUGGUUGUGAUUGUU